CCACUAGAGCCCAACAUGGUCCCGAAUGUGGGCGAAGACCUGGUGCUAAUUGCUGCUGCUGAAUCGUUUCCUAAGCCCGAAGUGUCUUGGGUUAUCCAUAAUCCUGGGACUGCUCUUCGAUCUGAAAUUACUCACCUCUUCGAUGAUUCAAGUCCAUAUGUUACUAAGUCUUGUUUGACAAUUCAUCAAGUUUGCUUUGCUGAUUCGAAUGUUGUAAUUCAGGCAUUUGGCUCUUCUGAUUUCGAGAGCAUAAAUUGCUCAUGUGAACGCAAAAUUCCGGAUACUGAACCACUCCAUUCCCCUGUUGUUUCUUUCGUCGCGAAAGAUAUUGGAGAAAAGCAUGAAGAGAUCCCAGUGGUGGAGGAGGAGAAGCCGAAGGAGAGUGUGCAGGAGCAGCCAGUGUUGGAGACUCCGAAGGUACAGGUGGCGGAGUUGAAGUUCACCAAGCCACUGCAACCCGCUCUCACUGCCAACGAGGAGCACGUUGUUGAGCUUGAAUGCGAGAUCCAGGCUGACUUGAAACCAGUGACAGUGAAGUGGACCCACGAUGGCAAGGAGCUGCAACGCUCGGACCGAUUGGAGGAGGUGUUUGUGGAGGAGCAGGGUCUGGCGAAACUGGUGAUCAAGGACUUCACUCCAGAGGAUGCUGGCAAGUACACGUGUGAAGUGAGUGGCACAGUGAUUGAGCCAGAGACCGGGGACGCAUUGCCUCGUGCCCGAACCAUUUCGACGACAACAGUGGUGGAAGUGGCAGAGGCGAUACCUGAGGUGGAGGAGGAGAAGCCGAAGGAGAGUGUGCAGGAGCAGCCGGUGUUGGAAUCUUCAAAGUUGCAGGAGGCUAAUUUCUACUUCUCUAAGCCUCUUACUUGUUUUGCAACUCCUGUUGAACAAGAUUUUCUUGGACUUGAAUGUGAAAUUCAAUGUGAUACCGAGCCAAUCUCUGUUAAGUGGUCGCAUAACGGUCGUGAAUUGGUUGAUUCGGACAAAUAUGAAAUAGUUUUCGUUGAGUCUACUGGUACCGCUCGCCUGAUUGUUAAGGACAUUAAACCGGAAGAUGUUGGAGAAUAUAAAUGCGUUGUCGUCGGUAAUGUUAUCGAAGCGGACUCUGGCAAAAUGGAGAAAAGGACCAUUUUUACCAAAACAGAAAUUACUGGUAAUUUUCGCUUUACUUAUCAUAGUUUGGACUUUUUCCGUUUAUUUAUUGUAUUUCAACCUUAUAUAGAUGAGAUCCUGAUCGUAGAUGUUACUCAAGAUGUGGAAAUCGAAGUAGAGGAGGAAGAAAGCGAGAAGGAGGAGACUCCGUCCCCUACUUCUGACGCGUGCUCCCCAAUCUUUGAGACCGAACUUUCUCCAAUUAGAGUAACCGAAGGAGAGGAAAUUUACCUUUCUGCGGUAUUGAAAGGUAAGCCGCAACCUCAAGAAGUCGUCUGGAAGCAUAAUGGUGAUAUCCUUCAACCCGGCCAAACCGACGCUGUGCUCUUCUAUGAACCAGCGCAAGGAUUGUGCGAGUUGACAAUUUCGGAAGCAUUUGUUGAAGAUGCUGGUACCUACGAAGUGCAGGCUUCAAAUGUAUUUGGUGUGGCAUCCUCUCAAACUGAAGUUCUUGUUAAUGUUCUUGAAGAGUCGAAACAUCCUGAAGUGAUGAAAUCCCCAUUGAAAGAAGCGGCAAUUGUAGAAGAAGAAGUACAACCCGAAGAGAUUCCUGUUCCAUUAGAUGAAGCAACAACUGAAGUUUCUCCAGCUGUUACGGAAACAGAAAAACUAGAUACUUCCAAGCCAAAGGUCGCAGCCAAACCUACUCAAGAGGAACUGGUUGAAAAGGACAAGUCCUAUGAGUUCAAGAUAGGAGCGAAGGGUAAAGCAGGUGAGAAGAAGAAAAAGACUCCUGAAGAAUCUUCAGAGGAGGAAUCUGAAGGAGUUGUUGAAUCUUCUGGAGGUGAAGGAGUGGACAACCCAGUAUGGGAGGUGGGUGAGAAAAUGGUGGCCACUGAAGAUGUCACUGAAAUGGGAGAUGUGAAUGCGGAGGAGGACGUUGUUCACUGCACCCAAGACGACAACUCUCCACCCUUGGGUAGAAGAGGUUGCACCGACACUGCAUCUGUCGGAGAAGUGGGAGGACACGAUAGUACUGAAGUCUGGUGGCUCGAGCGUGGUGGAGGUGCCAUUCACAGCGAGUCCGAAGCCGAGCAUAAAGUGGUCGUGGAAGCCGACAGUGGAGGGUGCGAGCGAGACGUCGCCACGCUUCAAGCCGGAGACUGCGAUGGCCGGACUCACGUCGUUGCCAUUGAGUCGAGUGAAGCGCGAGGAUGCUGGAGACUACAAGGUGGAGAUAGAGAACGAGUUGGGCAGCGCGAGCGUGUGGUGGUGCACUGGGAGGAGCCGGAGUUUGCAGGUGUCGAGCCAGACGGCGCGCCUCUCGAGUACGUGGUGGAGAUGCGUGAGGCCACUCAGCGUGCCAACAAGCCCGUGACCAAGACCACAGAGCUCUCCACACCCGUGGAGGCCCUGACAGUGAACAAGUCCUACAUCUUCGCCAUCGCGGCCAAGAACUCGGUGGGUCAGUCGGACUUUGUGGAGACCAAGCCGGUAUCCACGAAACUGCAAUACGGUCCACCACCGACUCCGACGAAUGUGAAGGCCACAGUGAAUCCAGAGAAGGCACCGGGCAAAGAUCAAUUCGUUGAUCUGACCUGGGAGUUGCCUGGUGAUGAAAGUGCCACGCCCGCUGACGUGACCACCGAAUUCACCGUAGAGAUGAAGCCCAAAGACUCGACCCGUUGGGUUGAGGUAGCGAAGGAUUUGACAGAACCACACGUCACCCUUCCCACCGACAACAUGAAGGAGUUCACAGACUACGAGUUCCGAGUCACGGCGAAGAAUAAGGCGGGUGCAAGCAAGCCUUCGGAGCCGUCGAACGCUAUUCAACUCGUGUCGCCACAGGCGUGUGUCCAUACUAGCCAGUCGAUGAGUGCGGAUCACCCAGAUCUGCGUGGGGUUGAAGUUGGCAGCAGAGGGUGGGCAUUGGAGUGUUGCGAAGUGGAGAGUGUGGAGAGUGUGGAGGGUGUGGAGGGUUUGGAGGUUGUGGAGGGUGUGGAGGCUGACCGCGUAUUCUUUCUCUUCUUCCCUUGCAUUCCUCAUGUCGCGUCGUUUGGCGUGGUGAUAGGUGUUCCAUUGGAGUUUGUGCGUGAAUUGCCGAAGAUAGUGGUGAGCGAGGCGCCAAGUGCAGAGAAGCCAGUGGUGUUGGAGUGCGAGUUGUCGAGGAAGCCGCGGGAGCCAGCGAAGUGGUUGCACAAUGGCAAGCCGUUUGGUGUGAAGCCGAGGCAGCAGGGUGUGACGGUGGAGGAGGAGAAGCAGGCCACCAUUCACCGAAUCACCUUCACGCAGCUCACUGACGAGGAGCUUCUGGGCGAAUACACUCUGCAGGUGGAGAACAUUGCCUCCACUGGAGGAGUGGAAAUGAAGGAUGUGGGGGUGGGUUGGUUCAACCUUUUCAUUUGCACUGUCUGUGGUACCCUAAGCAGCGUUGUCAUUAUGCCAUGGAGGGCUUUGUUGAUUGCCGGCGUCGCUCUCGUCGGCGGUUUGUUGUCGUCGUCGAAGUCAGCAUGGUUUCGCAUUGAUUUGCCGCAUUGGGGCGAAGGAGGUGAAGGAGUGGACAACCCAGUAUGGGAGGUGGGUGAGAAAAUGGUGGCCACUGAAGAUGUCACUGAAAUGGGAGAUGUGAAUGCGGAGGAGGACGUUGUUCACUGCACCCAAGACGACAACUCUCCACCCUUGGUUAAUUGGUUGGUUGGUUGGUUGGUUGGNGCCCUGACAGUGAACAAGUCCUACAUCUUCGCCAUCGCGGCCAAGAACUCGGUGGGUCAGUCGGACUUUGUGGAGACCAAGCCGGUAUCCACGAAACUGCAAUACGGUCCACCACCGACUCCGACGAAUGUGAAGGCCACAGUGAAUCCAGAGAAGGCACCGGGCAAAGAUCAAUUCUUUGAGGAUACAAUUACUCUGAAAGCUGGCAGCUCAACUGUUAUCGAAAUUCCUUACAUGGCAAGUCCUAAACCCAAGGUGAAGUGGACUUGGAAGUCACCUGUUAAGGACAGUCAAGAGAUAACACCUAGAUUCACACCGGAUACAGAGGUACUCGGCCUGACUUCUCUUCCGAUUUCACGCGCCAAACGAGAAGAUUCGGGAGAUUAUACAGUCAGAAUCUCCAACGAACUCGGGGAUGUCACCGUCACAAUUCACGUCUUUGUUCUGGACAAACCUUCUCCACCUCAAAACUUUGAACCAAUAGAUAACACCGGUGAUACCGUUUCUCUCAAAUGGGAAGAACCCGAGUUCAUUGGUGUCGAGAUAGGUACAGUUCUGGAAUACAUUGUCGAAAUGCGUGAAACCUCCAUGCGCUCAACCAAGCUAGCGACUAAAACAACCGAACUCAAAACGACAGUCGAAGGAUUGCAAGUAGAUAAAUCCUACGUUUUCUCCGUUGCAGCAAAGAAUUCUGUGGGACAGUCAGAUUUCGUUGAAACUAAACCCAUUUCAACUAAACUUGCAUUUGGGGCUCCUGCUACACCCAAAAAUGUUCGUGCAUUGGUGACUCCUGAAAAGGGGCUUCCAGCAGAUCAAAUAAUCGAACUCUCGUGGGACCAACCUAUUACGGGUUCCGUCACACCUGAUUCGAAGCCAGAAUAUCUGAUUGAAAUGAAACAGGAAGGAACCGAUAAUUGGGUUGCAAUACCAAAUACAGUUCCAAUUAAGGACACAACAUUCGUCGUCCCACUUGAAAUGAUGGCUGAAGGAAAGAAUUAUCAGUUCCGUGUGGCUGCAAAGAAUAAGGCGGGCACAAGUCCAUUCUCUGAGCCCUCACCUCGGAUUCAAAAGCCUGUUGAUGUCGUCUUUACCAGAGAAUUGGUUGAUAUUAAUCUGACGGAACUUCCCAAAGAUGCUCUCUUUGAAUGUGAGGUUUCAAGGCCAGGAAUGACUCUCCAAUGGGCUAAAGAUGGUGUGGAAAUCAAACCAGACUACCGAAAUAUCUAUGAAAUCGUUGGUGAGGGACCCUCUGCUAACAUGGUUCAUCAGCUUAUAGUGUUAAACGUUGGUCCAGGUGAUCAGGGAGUCUAUACCGCUCAACUCAUUAAUGGAUUAACUAGCACUUCACAACUGUCAAUCAACAGCCCUCCAACGAUCAACUAUGAAGGAAAGAAGUUGAUAACUAUGGCAGCUGGCAAGAGCGCCAUCGUGGAGGUACCAUAUUCAGGAGCCCCAGCUCCAAAAGUCAAUUGGUCCUUCAAUGGAGGUGGCUUGCCUCUUGGAAUGGACGUCAACAAACCCAUGGCCUCUGCCCAAACAGUCUAUGGACUUACCUCCUUGCAACUUCGUCGCGUAGACCACACAGCUGAAGGACACUAUUUUGUUCAAAUCAGCAACGAACUCGGAAAAGCAGAACUCGAAAUUGAAGUUAAAGUAUUAGAUGUUCCACAACCAGUUGAAGACCUCAAAGCUGAAAUGGUUAAAGGCGAGCCGAAGACCGCAAAAGUUACGUGGAAGCCACCUAGUAAGGAUGGUGGAAUGCCGAUUUCAUGUUACGUGCUUGAGAAACGCGAGGGUACUAAAAAGACUUGGACACCAGUUGGCAAGCCCUCAAUCGAUACUAGUCGAGAUAUUCCUGAUCUUAAACCGGGACAAACCUACUUCUUCCGUGUAUUGGCACAGAAUGAUAACGGAUGGUCAGAACCCGCAGAAACUCAAACACCACUUCGUGUUGAAGCUGCAUCCAAGCCUCCAAGUACUCCAGACGCACCCAAGGUUGAUGAUGUUACAUCGACUUCUUGUAAGAUCACCAUCGAACCACCAUCUUCCGAUGGAGGCUCACCAAUAACCUACUAUCACUUGGAGAAGCGUUCCAAUCAAAGGGGUAACUGGGUCCGGGCAACAAAGGACAAAUUGCCAUCUUCGGAUUCAAGUAGAAGUUGCACUGUCUCAAUCACGGAUCUAAUCCCAGAUAACGCUUAUGAAUUCCGUGUAGCAGCAGAAAAUGCUGACGCUCUGACUAGCGAAUUCUCUCUACCCUGCCCUCGAAUCUUGACUAAUCCCCCAUUCACUGUCCCUAAUCGUCCAUCAAAGCCAGAAGUUGUGAUUGCAACUGAAAGUAGCGCUACUAUUAACUGGAAUCCACCGUAUGAUGAUGGCGGCGAUAAUAUUAAGCGCUAUGUCGUCCAAUACAAAACCACGGAUGGAACCCACUGGGCCACGUGCGAGGAGGAGCCAAUCGACUGUCAAAUGACCAUCGUGAAACUUAAACCUGACUCCGAAUACGAAUUUCGAGUGGCUGCCAUCAACUCGGCUGGUACCGGCGAGUUCUCGCUACCUUCAGAACCUUAUACUCCACAACAAGCAGUUGAAUCUGCUAAGCCAAUAGUAUCGCUUCCAUUGGAGAACAUUACUGUUCUUGUCAACACACCGAUUGAACUUGAAUGCAGUUUCAAAUUAGGUGAACCGAAGGCCACUGUUUCCUGGUUAAAAGACGAUAAACCAGCACGCAAAUUUACCACUAAUUCACCAACUGACCGCAACGCAAGUCUGAAGACGAAUAAAGCUCAACUGGAAGAUGCUGGUAUUUACACUUGCAAGGCUGAAAAUGCUGCUGGUAUAGCUACAACCACAUGUCGUGUUACUGUGACCCAGAAGCCAGUAGUCAAAUUGGAGCAUCCUCGUGGUGCAUCGGAAAAGGUUACCGGUCGCAUCAGCGAUGGAAAGUUGACAGGAUGUGCUCAGGGUAAAUUGGUAGUUGAAGCUGUCUGUGAGGCUGUUCCUGGAUGUGAGGAAUUGGUUUGGCUGCACGACGGACAGCCACUUGUAGAAACACCUCGUAGAUCGAUUGAACGCAGUCUUGGAGAUGUACAUCCUAAAGAAAGACCAACUAGUCCGGUUCGAACUCGAGAACGUCUAACAAUCAACGCGCUAGAACAGUCGGAUACUGGAGUUUAUCGAGUUGAAGCUAAGAACAGCGCUGGAAGAGCAGACGCUGCUGUGACCCUCGUUGUAACUGACAGACCUCAACCUCCAGCUUCAAUCAAUGUCACAAAGACACGAGAACCAGAUUCCUGCUUCAUUCAAUGGCAACGACCUGUCUCAGAUGGGGGUUCCAAACUCACACAGUACGUAGUUGAAAGCGUAGUUGUCGCUCCUGAUAAGGCGGAAUCUGUUCCCUCCUCUGAAUUAAGCUGGACUGUUAUUGGCAAAACCACUCCAUCUGAGCUGGAAUUCAAGGCUCGAAAUCUUAAACUUGAUGUUCUCUAUGCCUUCCGUGUGUCAGCCGAAAAUGAAGUCGGCCGUAGCGAACCUAUUGAAAUCGAUACCCCAAUAAUGCUUAAAAGCGAGAGUCAAACUCCCGGUGAGCCUCUUAACGUGUCUGCCACAAGAGAAGGACCUCGAGAAGCUACAGUUAAAUGGGAACCACCUUCGAAACUCGAUAAGCGAGACCUAAUUGGUUACGUUGUUGAAGCAAGAGAGGCCUUAGAUAUCAAGAGUAGCCCACCAAAUCGCUGGACUCGUGUUGGUCCUUCAGCCAUCAGGGAAGGUACUAAGCUUCAUCUCACCGAUAUCAACCCAAAUAUGGAUAUCCAGUUCCGCGUGAUUACCCGCACCAAUACUGGAAUGAGUGAACCGUCGGAACCAACCGAUUGGCUACCCAAGCCCCAAACUGAAUUGAUUAAAGAAAAGGUCUCACCAACUAGGGCAGAUGAAGUUGAUGGCGGAUCAAAAGAUGGUGUUGACGGCACUCCCACAGAAGAUCGUCGCCCAAAAGACAUUGUCGAGCAACUGCUUGAAUUCAAAGAAGCUAUCAAACCGAAACCUCCAACAACAAAAGAACCACCGGAAAUCAAAAUUACCACCGACAAGUUGUUUAAGUCUCGAGAAGGCACAAAUCUUCGGGUUCCACUACUUGUCAAGAGUCCUGUUCAAGCAACUGUCGAGCUAGAAAUGGAAAGUGGACGUCCUCUAAGUGGCGAAGCUUCUCUUCGAAGUGUUGUAGAGCAAUACGGAGACUCUUAUUAUGUCAAUCUUAAGAAUCUGGCUCUAAGUGACACUGGUCAUUACAGAGUUAAAGCAACGAAUGUGGCUGGAAGUUCUUAUGCAUCAUUUGAGCUCAUUGUUACCGCUCCGCCACAGACACCUAAAGGUCCGAUUGAAGUCAAAGAAAUCAAACCCGCCAAGGGUCUUUACGACGGAAGCACAGUAGAAGUGGCCUGGAAACCUCCUGUCUUACAAGAAGGAGAGAUACCUGAAACAGCCGUGACAGGUUACAUUGUUGAAAGAAAGGACGGAAGGAGAAAGGAUUUUGGUCGACCCACCAAGGUUAAGGGGCGUGAUAACUGUACUGCCAUUUUUGAAGAUCUUCAGCCUGGUGUGGAAUAUGCCUUUAAAGUAUCUGCAGUGAAUGGUGCUGGUGUAAGCGAACCUCUCUACUCCGGCCCAAUCACAGUUAAAAGCCCAUUCGACGUUCCUGGAAUCUGUGAGGGACCGUUGGAAUGCACUGAUAAGUCGAACACUUCACUAGUACUGAACUGGAAGCCACCAGAAAAUGAUGGAGGCCUUCCAAUCAAAAAAUACCACCUGGAAAGAAAUGAAGUCGGUUCGCCCGAUGGCUGGCAACCUUUGGCCACUGUAAUGGCACCUACAACAAGCUAUCCUGUAAGUGAUCUUCGUGAAAGUAUUGCAUACCGUUUCCGAGUGCGUGCCGUUAACGAUCAGGGUAACGGGGAAUGGUUGAGCACAGAGACUUCUGUUUCACUCAAUCGGCGUGUUGGACCGCCUUCGGAACCAGAGAAACCGCUCCGAGUUGCACCUGUUGAUGAUACUACCGCAAAAUUGUCAUGGAGACCACCAUUUGAUGACGGUGGGUCUCCAAUUUUAGAGUACAUUGUCGAGUCUACCCAUGGAAGCACUGGACAGUGGGAGGAGUUGGCUAUAACAAGAGAUACUGAGCUCAAAGCGACUGGACUGAUUCCUGAUGAAACAUAUGCAUUCCGGGUAUCUGCUCGUAAUGAGGCUAGUAAGACAGGGCAACCUCUCUACUCAGUUCCGUACACACCUAGCGCACCUCCUACAGCACCUGGCAAACCUUCAUUACCUUUUGUCGCGCAUCCACUUGAAGCAGGUCAAGUGGUUCUUGAUUGGGGACCGUCGCCUGUUGGCGGCGUAUCAGGAUAUGGACCUCCAUCAGAGUAUCGUGUAGAGCGUUGGGAAUCUGUGAAGGAUCGCUGGGUCUAUGUAGCAAGAAAGCCUGCUAAUGAGGGCACUACAGUUCUUGUAAGUGGAUUGAAACCUGGAGAAAGCUAUAAAUUCCGUGUUUUCGCCGAAAAUGCUGCUGGUACAAGUGAGCCCCUGGAAAUGGACAAACCCGUUCUUGCAGUCAGCCCAUACAGUCCGCCUUCUGCACCCGGUGGACCAAUGCAUAUCUCAGAAGUUCAGAAGGGUGAAUCGGCUACAGAUGGAUCCGCUCGACUCUCCUGGAAAGAGCCGAUUGAUGAUGGGGGGUUGCCACUGACAAGUUACAUAGUUCAGAUGCGCUACGCCAACACAACAGCAUGGCACAAAGUUGCUCAUCUUCAAGAACCCUCAGCCGGCGACGAUGUGGAUGUUAUUCUUCCUACUUCAACCCCAGUUACUAGUCUCAAACGUUCAACUGGCUACUACUUCCGUGUCGCAGCUACAAAUCGUGCUGGCACUGGACCUUUCUUGGAAUCUGAACUCUUUGAAAUGCCGGAAGACGAAAGUUGCCGUCCAAAAGCUGAAUGGAUUCGAGUUGUAGGAAAAGGAGCCGAUAGUGUAACAGUUGAAUGGCUUAUACCUCAUGACUGCAGAAAGGAUCAUGGACCAAAAGUGCCGCAUCACCUUGCUUUAGAUGGAUUUAGGGUAUACGUAAAAGAUGCAGGUAUUCCUAAUGCGGAGUGGAAACCAGUUACCGACCUUGAUCACUAUAUGAAUCGCUUGGUUGUUGGUGGACUAAGUCCUGACAAGAGUUACUACUUUGGGGUUGCUGCUCUCAAUCAAAUGGGUCCGGGAGAAAUCGUCUCUACUGCAGAACCAGUUUCUCCAGAAGCUGUUACGACUGUUCCUGGCCAGCCUGUUGGUCCACUAGUUGUGUCUGACGUUACUCAGGACAGUUGCAUUCUAAAUUGGAAAGCCCCAUAUAGUGAUGGAGGAACUCCAAUAACUGGAUACACUAUUUUCAAACGUGAAAUGUUCAGAAGAAGCAAGCAAGAAGUCGGAAGUGUUCCUGUCGCACCAGGAAGUUCUCAACGUGCCUUUGAGUUCAAGGUUCCAUACUUGAUGGAAGGCACCUCCUAUGAGUUCCAAGUUGUUGCUGAGAAUAAGAACGGAUUCUCUGAACCUCUUGUUACAACAGCUGAUGUUCAUCCUCGCAAGAUGACAGAACCACCUGGAGCACCAAGAGGACCACUUUAUGUCAGAGAUCACGAUAUUGGCCAAGUUGAGUUGGCUUGGACACCCCCAGUAAACACUGGUGGAUUGCCAAUCAAGGGAUAUAAACUGGAAAUGCGUGAAGGAAGAAGCUUCACUUGGAGAACUUAUCCAAAUGAUGAGAGUAUCGUCGCAGAUAGACCUUCGGAGCUAGCCAAUCCCACAACCAUCGUCUCUGGCAUAAAGCCAAACAAGGAGUACUUCUUCCGAGUUUCCGCUAUUAACACUGAUGGCGUUGGACAGCCACUCACUGCCACUGACAGCUAUGUGAAGAGAGUACGUCUUGAACCGCCGAAACGAGUUGCAGCUAAACUGGCACCAUCGACAGAAGCAGGCCCAUCUAAAAUAGAAGUGACGUGGAUAUCACCUGAUAUUCCUAACUUGAAUGGAUUCAGCGUUGAAAUGAUGGAUAAUGAUGAUAUCAGGCAUGAAUGGAUACCGAUGGACUUCAUUCCAAAAAUGCCUAAUGAACGUGGAGGUACUGCCUACACUUAUAGGACUACAGCUCCGCGACCAAAGUCUGUCUAUAAGUUCAGAGUUAAUGCUGUGUACCCCGAAGGCAAAAGCGAUUGGGUUCAAAGUGAUUUUGUUCUUGCGUCUGAGCCAACUAAAGAGACUCGUUUGCCACCUCCCAUUACUGAAGCUAAAUUUGUUCCAUCUGCAGCUACUCCCGGUGGAAGGAUACCUGCAACACUUCGUUGGGAAUCUCCUGAUAGUGGAGAUGUGGAAUCAAUUCGUGGUUAUGCCGUUGAGAGUUGGGAUAUCAAACGCAAGACCUGGAGACCUGUGGCACAUGUACCUAAGGAAGCUCCACGUGAAUUGACUUUUGAACUUCCUCCAUCGCGCCCGACACCAUUAAUGCGAAUUACUACGAUGGGAGACACUACUAAAUCAGUGCCGUUUGAAGUCCCACUUGAGCGAGCAAAACGAAUUGAGAGAACUGGAGAAAUUCCAAGUGAUUGGAAACCACUUCCAUCAAUGACAGGGCCAAUUAUACCCGAGUAUGAACCAGAUGAAGAACUGGCAUUGGCGAGAACUGGGGCUGCAACCCCCAUGGUAUCAGAAUUUAUUCUGCAGAGACGACAAGCCGCUCUUGACAUGAUACGCCGAACAACCGCUACGCCAAAAUCGGCUGGAAUUGAAAGAGAACCACUUGAAAGAUUUUUCGCCGAAACUCCCUUGAUGGAACCUCUUGAUUUGCGUCCUGCUGCAACAACACCAUAUCCUUUGGAACGCUUGUUAGUGACUAAUCUUGGAAAGACUACGGCUACCGUCGAAUGGCCAGAAAUUGGAGACCAGAGCGGUUUCACUAUCGAACGCUGGCGCCCAACCAGUGGCAGAUGGACACGAUUAGCUGAAGUACCACCUACUGAAACAAGAUAUAUUGUGCCUCUCUCCGAUAUCCCACAGACCCCUCGACCUGGUGAGGAAGCUCCUAACAACCUUUGGGUUCGUGUUGUUCCAAGAGAUGCACAAGGUAGGCCAUCUGCUCCUGCAUUCCAACUGGAGGAACCAAUUUCUCUUCCAGGUGGAGAGUUUGUUCCAUCUUCCGUUUGGGGUGUUGAUAUGACACCUGUAGGUGGAGCGUUGACACCUGGACGACCAAUCGAUGUAUCAUGGCGCCCACCAAGCUUUACAGGUGGUCUUCCAUUAACACAUUACAAACUUGUGUUAAUAAAUGCUGAUACUGAUGAGCAGAAAGUGUUUACUGUCGGUCCGAAAACAACUACGCAUAGGCUUGAAGGCCUAAAUCCACAGCAUGAAUACAGAAUCUCAAUCACCGCUGUGAAUCGUAUGGGGGAGUCACUACCUGUUACAUCCACCUUACCAAAGCCGCCUUCCUUGGAAGAUCAGUUGAGGCGACCGCCUGCACCAACUGGCAUUGAGUUUUUGCCUGUUAUGGGCAGCUCUCGUGAAAGCAAAUCUGGUGUUUUAUCAUGGCGACCAGGUUCAAGAGCUGGUGCCUAUCCAACUGAGUCAUAUGUCAUUGAAAAGUGGGAUUCCCGCAGCAAGCAAUGGGUUCCAUUCAAAAAGGUUGGAAAAGACGUGACCGAAAUCACUAUCCCACAUUUGUUGGAUGAUGUAGUCUACACUUUCCGAGUACGUGCGCAAAAUGAAGCUGGAUUAAGUGAACCCGGUGUUGCGAAGGAGUACUUCAGUCCUGGUAAACCUCCAGAAGAGCUCUUGUUCCCCAGUGAAAAGGCACCUCCUGCACCUCCAAGAGGCCCUCUUGUAUACCAACCAUUAACUUCACAACAACGACUCGACCUUGCAACUGAACAAGCUAUUAAGAUGAUGGAAUUCCAUUGGGAAGAACCUCUAAUUUCUGAUCGAUUCACAACACCAAGAUCCUAUGUCCUGGAGGCUAGAAGAGUCGGACAACAAACGUGGUCAAUGGUGGGAAGAAGGCCAAUCCCAGAAGGUAGCCGUCUGAAGGUGUCAUUUGGAAUUAUGCCUCUACCAACCACUCCUCUUCCAGAUAUUGAUUUAAGCCUUCCAUUACGCCAACUGAGACCCUUGACUGUACCCAAACUGCCUUGGCUACCUGGAGAGCCGAAAGACUAUGAAUAUCGCUUACUGUCCGAAAAUGAGUAUGGAGUGAGUGAACCAAUCUAUAUGAGACCGCCCACUUACACGCCAGUUGUUCGACCAUAUUCUCCCAACAAACCGACUGUGAGUGAAAUGGUUACCUAUGCUCCACUUGAGCCUCCUCGUGGUCCGAUUUCAGUUUCCAUAGUUAAACCUAGACCAUUGAGUCGCAGAAGUCUACUGACUCCCGACUUGCAGUUUGAGCCAAGAACCGCUCCUGAUGUCCAGAUUUCUUGGAGACCCCCACUAGCAACACAAAACUUGCGUGGAUACGAGAUCUCAUACCGUGAACCAUUCCGCAGUACGUGGACGAAUCUAGGUACAGUUGAUGCUACAGACACAAGCUUCAGAAUUCCGAGAACAAUGCUCAGAGAACUGCCAGAGACGCUCCAUCUUGGUAUUUUCGCUGUUGGUGAUAGUCACACACGAACUAGGCCUUAUUUGUCUUCAAGGCUUGAAGAUACUAUCUUGCUUCCCAAACCUAAAGAAGAAGAUUUCUUGUCACGAAGGGAACUCACUACACCAAUCACACCCGCUUAUGUCAGUGCUAGGGUCGUUGAUGGACCAUUUUCACGUACAGCUCUGGGUGUAUCACCAAGCGAUGAAAUUGAAAUCUCUUGGUCGUUUCCAGAAACAAAACGCAUGCCUGCACGUCCUGAAGGCUAUAUCGUCUUCUACCGAGAACUUGGCAGCCAGCAAUGGCAAGAGAUUGAUCGCUUCCCUGGGGGCCGACCAAAGGAUACUGUUGCCCUUCGUGAGCUCCCCCGAGAUACUACCAUGUUUCUUGGUGUCGCUCCUCUUCUUUCUGGACACAUAGGUCCAAUUGUAAGCACUCCUGAUACCGUUCGACUUCCAGGUCGUGAACCUAUGGAUAGACUUAAACCUCUAUUUGAACGUAAACCGCUUGAAAUUAAACCAAUUUCUGCAGGCGGAAUUGAAGUUACUUGGACUUCUCCAUCUAAAAUUGAUGAGCUACUUGCACUUAGUCCUGGAACAGCACCCAAAUACGAACUGCAAGUUCGACGUCCUGGAGACAGUCUAUGGCGAUCAAUUAACAGAACAGCACCUCUGGAUAUCUCAAGUAGACCUUCACUUGGAGAGAGACAAGUUGUAUUCAAUCUGCAUGACCUUCAUCCAGGUGAUAAGCUUGAACUCCGUCUGCUUGCCUAUUCAGAUCUUGGCAAAAAGCCUAUUCAAGUCACACCAGAUCAAACGUACAAGUUCAUUUCACCAUACGAUAUACCUGCGGCACCCAGAGGCCCCCUAGUUGCCGAACGUAAAGCAAUGUUGCCUUCAAGACUUCCUGCCUUGUCCCCUCUAAGAAAACCCGCCGGUGACUUUGAUGAGCUUCUCUAUCGACUUUCGACCUUCCCUGAUGUUCCACUGACACCUAAACCCAGUGAGGGUCGUGAAACACCUGUCGAUACCUUGCGUUUGAGUUGGCGUCCUCCAGAAGAUACAGGUGGAUUACCCAUCACCCACUACCUGAUUGAACAACGUCCAUACGAUCACCAUGGUCAACCAGCCUCAUGGCUGCCUGUUAUGACAGUUCCUGCUGAUCAGACAUCAGCACAACUUCUUCCUGACUUACGAAGAUAUGAUACCGAACCGUCAUUCUAUCGAGUACGUGCAGUUAAUGCUAUGGGACCUGGGCUGCCUUUGGAGACCUUUGAACCAGUAACUAUGCCUACUCGUGGUAGAGUACCAUUGGCUGAGAAGGAACCAAUACAACGAUUACCAGAAGCUCCAAUGGGUCCUUUGAGAGCAAAUAUCCUUCCAGAUUCCAUGGUUAGCCUACGUUGGGAGGCACCUAAGCGAUAUACACCACGUCAUAUGGAAAUAAAUUCAACUCCAAUUUACCCACAGAAAUACAUCAUUGAAGCGACAUUAGCAGAUGAUUCAACUGCUCCAUGGAUUGAAGUUGGAAAUGUUCCUGGUUCCACGACAACCGCAAUGGUUCGUAUGCCCGACGUUAGUCUUUUCCGACCCGGUAGCGCUACAGAAACUCCAGUUCCUCGACCCUUGUUGUAUCGAGUUAGAGCAGAAAACAAGUAUGGCUAUAGUGCUCCUUUGACAGCAAGAGUUAGACCUGACUACAAAAUUAGUGCACUACCAUCAAAGCUUCUCCAAUUGCCCGAUGUUCCUGUUCAAGCGAGAAUUCUGGAAUCGCGAGAAGAUUAUGAGAUUGGUGUACCGCCUUCACUUGAACUUAAAUGGGCUCCAUUUGUGCCCCCAACAGCAACACCAGGAUCAAUAUCUGAUCGUUACCUUCCAGUUGACUACAGUUACAAUGUGGAAUAUCGUCCAGUUGGUGAUUUAGGUUGGAGACAUCUGGCCACUUUGCCCCUUGGGCAUGAACGCUACACCUUCUAUCCACCGGCACCGACAUUUGGAGAUCUCGAGCAUCCAAAGUCUGAGGCUUAUCAGUUUCGAGUUGGUGUUCGGGGACCAGGUGUAAUGGGUGAUUAUAGGGAUUCGAACAUUGUCUCCUGGAACUACCGUGUACGAACCCCUUAUUCGUUGCCUCUCACAAGUCUUAAACCGAUUUCAGUUUCUCGUGCUCCAAUAGAUGUGCAGUUUGUGCGUGCAAGAAUCGACACUCCAAGAGAACCAUAUGUGAAACCGACGGGAAGCAUUGCUUUGAGAUGGAAUUUGCCUACAUUUAAGGGUGCUUCACCACCCGAAGGCUAUGUUGUAGAGCGAUGGCUUCCUGAUAUAAAUACAUGGCGUACAGUGAGCCAUAAACUGGAGGACCGUGGUCAUGGAGUCUACGAAGCAACUUUGCAUGCUCUACCCGUAGACGAACCCCACUUCAUCCGAGUUUCCACUCUUGAUGGUAUGCGUCCAAGCGAACCUGCUACUCUGCCUUAUCCAAUCUGGAUUCCAACCCCUCAGGUUGCUGCCAAACCAGUGGCUCCAGAGCCUCCAAGACAUCUCGAAGUUACACCCAUCUUGAGAGAUCGUCCAGGGUUCUUACUGGCUUGGACACCGCCUGAUAUUCCAUUCAUUCGACGAGCUACCGAUAUUCCAAUUAUGCACACCGGCUAUGUGGUUGAAUAUCGACUUAAAGGUGGUGAUUGGAAGUUACUAGCAGAUCUACCAUCAUGGCAGACAUCACUGGAGACCACUAAAUUUGAACCUGGAAAAUCAUAUGACUUCAGGAUCAUGUCCAAAGGACCUUCUGAACCAUCAUCAUCAACGCCAACAACAUAUCGACGAACGCUACCCUAUACAGAAAUAGCGCAUACAAUCAGGAGCCAACCACUAGUCUCUGGUCCACACAUACUUCCAAAAGAGACAAUGCCACCACCAAGUCUUAGCGGUUUACUGGAUGUCUCUCCAGCUCGCGAAGGUGUACAACUCUCUUGGGAACCACCGCCAAAGCCUCCAUCAGGCUACGUAAUUGAAUUAAGUUGUCUCGACGACAGACGUCAUCUCUGGCGAGAAAUUUCCAGAAUUCCAUCACUUGACCGUGGAGUACCAAUAUCUAGCUUCUUGAUUCGUCAUUUGGAUGCGGAUAAGUCGUACAGAUUCCGUGUUAUCCCAUACAGAGAUGAUGUCUAUGGUCAACCCGUUGAAAGCCUGCGUCCAUUCCGUCUUCAAUCGGCUGAUGAAUAUGGUUUCUAUACUUCUCAACGACCUAUUGCUGUUCCACCACCUCGUGAACCCGUAACGAUUGAAGAGCUUCCAUCUGGCCAGUUCCGACUUGGUUGGCGUCCUCCUGCACUCGAUUUCAAGACACCGUUGCCAGGUCCGAUUUCUUACGUUGUUGAGCAGCGUAUUCCUGGUCGACGUCAGUGGAUCGAAAUCGGUCGAACACCAAACCUCAGCUACACUCUAGAUGUGGACACUACUUCACAAUUUCGCAUCAAGACUCUUGUUAGCGAACCAUCAAGCAUUCUUCGGGGAACUGAAUACCUUAUUGAGAGUGACGAUGGACCACAGUCUGACUGGAUUCGGUUUGAAGAUCAGAUUAUUGAACCUACACGAACAGAGAUCUUGGAACGUACAGUCAGAUCUACACUGCCAACUCCAGCUGAGGUUCCCAUUCCAAAACGGCUGUACACGAGUCACAUUGGGCCAUCUUCUGUAUUGCUUGAAUGGGAGUAUCCGAAAUUGCCAGAUCAUCCAACCGGUUAUCUGUAUAUCGAACAGCGUCUAAUUCCAGACUCUAUGAAGGAAAUUGUGCAACCAUUAUGGGAACCCAUUGCUCGAAUUCCAAUCUCCAGACACAAGACCAGUUAUGAAGUGACGGAUCUCUUGCCUGGACGCUCAUACCUAUUCCGUCUUAUUGAUAAGUAUGGCGGAAUCGGAUCGUCACUAAUUCAACGUGAAGUAACCCUUCUUAAACCCAUAAGAACCCCUGGAGGGGAACUGAGAGGCUCCAGUCUUCCUAAAGGCAUGGAGUAUCUUAUGAUGCCAAGAAGCUUUUCAACAACAUUCAUUUCAUCACCACUAGGUGGACUGCGAUUCACCUGGCUUCCACCAGAAAGUCUAGAGAGUUAUACUGGCAAAAUCCGCUACAGAAUCGAAGGCCGUUCCAUGUACGACAAAACCGAUGCCUGGAGAUUAGUGGAAAAGGAUAUUAAAGGAACUGAGUACACCCUGGUUUCCACUGACUUGGAAAAAUUCCUCGGUCAUCAGCGUUCGCUUGAAGAUAGUAGAAGAGGUUCAUCGACAGACUGGCACUUCCGAAUCAUUGCCACCGCUGAUGGAGUCGAUAGUCAUCCGAAGUUGCUGUCAACUCCUGUCUCCAUUACAACUGAGCAAGAACGCAAGCCUUUGCGCUUUGUGAAACUUAAUGCUAAUCGUGACCUCAAAUGUGUUCUGGGACAGACUUUAGUCAUUAAUAUUGAAGUUGAGGGCUCACCUCAGCCGACUGUGUCUUGGUAUUUGAACGGAAUUGUCAUUUAUCCACAAAUCGACUCAAAUUACAUGAUGAUUUCCAAAGCACCGGGGGUCUAUGAGCUUCGUAUUAAUAGUAUCGACUAUAUACACGAUGGUGCCAUUACUUGCAAGAUUCAAAAUCUCUACGAAGAAAUUGAGGAAUCUUGGAAAAUCCACAUUGAUGCUCCUGUACGAUUCAGCCGAACUGUCUUCCUCACGGGACAGAGUGACCAUCGAGUGAUUAGUGGAGGAAAUUGGAACGUACGACUGCCACUCGACGUGCCUUAUCACGUCACUGACAGAUCAAGAUGGGUUCAUCGCGCUUGGAUUGAAUGUAUUUGGAAGCCAAAACGCACCUCAACUGAUUUCACUCUCCCAGCAGAACGACGUGCAAAUGUCAAGAUCUCAGAUUGUGGUCGAUGGUUGACCCUUGAUAUCUCAGAUGUUCGCCUGCAAGAUGAAGGACUCUAUCGCAUCUGGAUUGAGAAUGAAGCCGGUCGAGAUUACUUUGACCUUCGACUUUAUGUUGAUGACAAACCAAGAGCCAAACUCGCUCCACCGUCAAUAUAUCCUCAUGGUCCGGGUCGAUUCCUCCUAAUAUGGCAACCGCCAUCUUCGGAUGAUGCAAUCACCAGUACUGGAUACAGAAUCGAGUACAUUUCUGACAAAGAAGUUGAAAUUGAAGAGAAUUGGCGUCUACUUGGUACCACUACAAUCAAUCAGAAUGAAGUUGUAAUCGGCUCUCAACUCAAGCCUGGUGAAAGGUAUCGGUUUAGAGUUCGUCUACAGAACAUGUUAGGGCUCGGUCCUUCUAGUGAACCGUCAAGAUUCAUAAGUGUUGACACAUCGGAAGAGGAAUUUGAGAAACCAACGGUAUCCCGACGUCUUUCUUCACAAGAACUUCCUAUUCGGUUCAGUAGCAGAAAAUUCGAGGAAAAGUAUGAGGUGAUUGAAGAAUUAGCCAAGAGUAAGCAUGCUUUCCUCUAUCGCAUAAAAGACCGCGAGACUGGAGCGUAUAGGAUUGCCAAGAUUGUAGAUUUGGGCGAUCUCUCUCAUAUUCCUACCAGCAGAUCGUAUACUUCUUUGACGGAUUUCCGCGCCUCUGUCUAUACACCUACAACGCGCAUUCGUCGUGAAGCUGAAGAAGAUCGCCGUCUUCGGGCUGAAAGAGAGCUCAAACUUCUCGCCUCGACGCACCAUCAGAACUUGGCUGAACUAAGAGAUGUCUUUGUUGAUGCUCAACGCUUGAUUUGGGUUAUUGAUGAUAUGCUUCCAGAGACUCUAUGGGAUCAAAUAAGAAAUCGCAUUACUAUAACGGAGUCAAGGGCCGCUGUGAUUAUGCAGCAAAUCCUCAGUCUAUUGGAGAGUAUGCAUUCUCGCAACAUUGCCUUCUUGGGCGGUGUUGAUGCCUCCGAUAUCUUCUUCGCCGAUAAAAUGCGUAGAAAAAUCGUGUUGGGUGGAGUACCACAAUACUAUAAACUGACAGAGGACAAGCCAGUCAGACUGACUUUCAGAUCAACCAUCUACUUCCCUCCUGAACUCUACUCUUCUAAGACACGAACCUCUAGUGCUAAUCAAAACGCAGAGAUUUCAAGGGCUACUGAUGUCUGGUCAGUGGGUGUUCUGCUCUACCAAAUGCUAACUGGCGAUACCGAGCACCGUCCAAGCAUUGAAGCCCUAGAGAAAUUAAAUCUCUCUCCAGAGGUGUUGGACUUUGCACGCAAGAUUCUUAAUCCUGAUCCUACUCUUCGUCCAUCCGUCACAGAAGCUCUACGUCACCCGUGGAUAUCCACGGAAAGGAAAACCGUCAAUGAAAUUGUCUCACAGAGUGUACAACGCCUUCAAGAUGCUACCAACAACGCAUACAAAUACCUCCUUCGCAAAAUUGAUUGGAAUGAAAAGAUGGAGUCAGGUGAGACCGAAUUUGUCGAUGAAAUGGAGCAUGAAAUUCGCAAGAGACGAAGAAUUAUUGAAUACCGUAAGCGUCGUCGCAUGAGUUGGGAUGAAUACGAUGACCAACGUGAUUACCAUGACGACAGCAUUUCAAUGAAUGUCUUCCUCCGUGGACGUGGUCGUGCUCCAAAAAUUACUGUGCCAAUGGUCAAUUCCGAAGCCCAUGAGGGCGGUGAAGCCACUCUGAAGUGUGUGUUGACACCACCUCAUGUUGGAGAUCUUCUAGACCUCAAUGAUGUCAGUGUUGAGUGGUCAGUGAAUGGCAAGGUCAUUGACUUUGAACAUUCAACUCGACGCAUGUCUGAUAAGUAUUCUGCUAUAUUCGAUCGUAUCACUGGCGAAGCUAAGCUUACUGUUCGGAAUUUGAGCGUCUUUGAUGCUGGCACGUACGUGGCUACAUUCCGUGGACGAUUCGGUAUUAUAUCCGAAUCAGCUAACCUUAAGAUUCACCGUGGGGCAGUGCCGCAUUUGACACCGAAAGAAAGGACAGCAGCUAUGAUGGGCGAAAUCGGAGCUAAGAUCAUCCGACCUAUCGUUGAUCAUACUGUGGUUGCUGGGGAAACCCUUAAGUUCAGAAUCCGAGUUGGCGGAAUUCCUAAGCCUAAAUGCACGUGGAAACGAAACGGAGUUCCUCUGGAUACUGAUCCCAACUGUCGUAUUCAAGAAGAAUUGGUAUCUUCAGCACUCGGGUAUACAAAUGAAGUUACAUACACGAUGGAGAUUCGCCAUACAAAACCUUCAGAUGCCGGUACCUACACAGUUAGUGUAUUCAACAAAAAUGGUUCUGAUACCUGUUCUGCUGUAGUCAACGUUCUGCCUGAACGCAAGACCGGUUCAUCAAUGCCAAAAUUUGUUACUGGUCUCUCGAACGCUUCUGCAUUUGUGGAUGAUAUCAUUACUCUUGAAGCAGAAGUGGAAGGAAUCCCAGAUCCACAAAUUCGAUGGUUCAAGGAUGGUCGAAUGUUGGUUGUUGGUGGCCGCUUCAGCACCGUUGUCACUGAGACUAAUAGCAUGAACCGCCUUACAUGCCGUCUUACCAUCACGAACUGUCAAUAUGAAGACAGUGGUGCCUACGUUUGUGCUGCAACCAGUUUAUCUGGAACAGCAAUUUCUGAAUCAACUGUAAUCGUGAGAGGCGGGUCCAUAACUUCAAUUCCACGACGCAAUUUCGAAGGUCGAAUGUCUGUGGCACGAAGCCGUCCACCGGAAUUUACUCAACGCCUAAAGUCCCGUGUGGUCUCCCUUGGUGAUUCUGUGCGUCUCUCGGCUUCUAUCAUGGCCACCCCACCAGCAAACAUUGUCUGGGAAAAGGAUGAUAUUCCAAUCAAUACAGACUCAACUCUAUCACCAUAUCAGAUUAAGAACUUGAACGGAAACGUUGAACUUCGCAUUGAAAAGUGCACAACUUCUGAACUUGGCAAGUACACGGUUAUUGCCUACAAUAGUGCAGGUGAAGCACGUUCUUCGUGCCAUUUGGAGAAGGCACGAGAUGAUGCUUUCCGAGUGCCAAUUUUCACAAGACAACUCGUAGAUCGCUACCUCAUAUCAGGACAAAAAGCCAUAUUUGAAGUCAUUGCUGAGGGCUUUCCAAGCCCCGAGUUCAAGUGGGAGAAGGAUGGUCUAGAUAUACGACCAGAAUCGCAUCCUUGUUACAUCUUCUCGACUUCUGCAACGACAGGUCGUGCAACAUUAACAAUUCCGACUGUCGAAAAACGCGAUGCUGGUUUAUAUUCCUGCGUGGCACAUAACUCAGUCGGGCGUGAUCGAUGUGCCUGUCUGAUCUACGUGGAUGGUAGUGGUGUUCAAGAGAGGAAAACAAAUUCAUCUGUUAAUGAAUCAACUCUAGAUAGAAAUAAACUUCCCCCACAUCCACCGAAACCACAUACCACGGAGCCAUCUGGUAAGAUCGAGGUCGUCACAGACCUCCCCAAAGUCAUUGAGAUCUUUGAAGGCGAAGAACUACGACUAUUCUGCGUUGUCAAAUCAGAUAUUCAUCUAAUUCCCACUUGGACAAAGGCCGGUCGAACAUUGGCCUUCGAUGGUCGUCGACGCAUCACUCGCAAUCUGAGCGGUGAAAUGUGUCUUACAAUUGACCAAGCAAUGUCGACAGAUGCUGGCAGAUACACUCUUACUAUUACCCCUUCAGAUGCAACUCUUGCCGAGACGAUGGAACCGAUUGUUCUCAAUGCGCGUGUUGACAUCAACCCUAAAAUCCGAUCUCGCAUCAGGACAAGCGAACAACGAGAAUCUGAACACAGUGUGCGUUCAACUCGUUCAUGGUCUCGAAGAGAAGGUAGCUACACCUAUAGUAGAACAUCAAGAGAAAGAUCGUACCUUCGUUAG
This is a messenger RNA of Rodentolepis nana, 22251 nucleotides long. Lineage: Eukaryota; Metazoa; Platyhelminthes; Cestoda; Cyclophyllidea; Hymenolepididae. The record is from the annotation of a GenBank genome assembly.